AUGAACGACACUCUGGCACAGGCAGUGAUCGAAGACGGAGAUGUGAUGCUCAAGAGUAUCGCCGUGUGGAAGGGCUGCCUCAUCGGCGCCCUCGCCCUUUCCGUUCCGUUCUUUCGCGGCCUUUCCUUUGCCGACAACCUCGCCCUCCUCUGGUAUGUGUACGACAUGUUGGUGCACGUCAUCAUGGAGGGCUCGUUCCUCUACGUCUCGCUGACUGGCACCGCCGAGACCUCGGACUUCCCGCUCGCCUUCCUCUGGAGGGAGUACGGCAAGGCCGACAGGCGCUGGGCCAUCUCAGACCCGACCAUCGUUUCGCUGGAGCUCCUCACGGUGGUCCUGUGCAGCAUUCUCUGCAUCCUCUUGGCCAUCGCCAUCGUCAACAGGAAGCCCUGGCGCCACUUCGUUCAGGUGUUCCUCUGCGUCAUGGAGCUCUACGGCGGCUGGAUGACGUUCUGCCCCGAGUGGCUGACUGGCAACCCCAACCUGGACGGCAGCAACCCGGUGUACCUGUGGGUGUACCUGUGGUUCGCCAACGGCAUCUGGGUGGUCAUCCCCGCCAUCCUCCUGUGGCAGUCCUUCGUCGCCAUGAACCAGGCCUUCUCGACCACCGGUGGCGCCGCCCACGUCAAGACCAGCGGCAAGAAGAAGACCGUCAGCGGCGCCAAGGACGUGGGCACCCCCGGUAAGACCACGCCCAAGGCUAAGGCCAAGGCCCACUAG
This is a messenger RNA of Acanthamoeba castellanii str. Neff, 720 nucleotides long. Its product is annotated as Emopamil binding protein. The record is from RefSeq and is a predicted model, not a curated record. Bases 1 to 720 code for a protein of 239 amino acids. Gene Ontology annotation, molecular function: cholestenol delta-isomerase activity. NCBI's taxonomy places the organism in Eukaryota, Discosea, Longamoebia, Acanthamoebidae. Gene Ontology annotation, cellular component: membrane; endoplasmic reticulum. The transcript has 5 exons. Gene Ontology annotation, biological process: sterol metabolic process.